Ipomoea triloba (trilobed morning glory) is the source of this 1980-nucleotide messenger RNA. Its product is annotated as calcium-dependent protein kinase 10-like. Gene Ontology annotation, cellular component: cytoplasm; nucleus. Gene Ontology annotation, molecular function: calcium ion binding; calcium-dependent protein serine/threonine kinase activity; calmodulin binding. Bases 1 to 1608 code for a protein of 535 amino acids. Gene Ontology annotation, biological process: peptidyl-serine phosphorylation; protein autophosphorylation; intracellular signal transduction. The record is from RefSeq and is a predicted model, not a curated record. Lineage: Eukaryota; Viridiplantae; Streptophyta; Magnoliopsida; Solanales; Convolvulaceae. The transcript has 7 exons.
AUGGGGAACUGCAACGCCUGUAUAAGACCACAACAACAAUCCACCAGCAAGAAGAACAAAAAGAGCAAAGAACGCCGCCCCAACCCCUACGCAGAUUCCCCCGCUCCAAUUCGCGUCCUAAAAGAUUUCAUCCCCAAAACCCGAAUCUCCGACAAGUACACCCUCGGCCGGGAACUGGGUCGGGGCGAGUUCGGCGUCACCUACCUCUGCACCGAGCGGGCCACCCGCGAAGCCCUGGCCUGCAAGUCCAUCUCCAAGAACAAGCUCCGCACCGCCGUGGACAUCGAGGACGUCCGCCGCGAAGUCGCCAUAAUGUCGACCCUCCCCGACCACCCCAACAUCGUCAAGCUCCGGGCCACCUACGAGGACGACGAGGCGGUCCACUUGGUCAUGGAGCUUUGCGAAGGGGGCGAGCUUUUCGACAGAAUCGUGGCGCGUGGGCAUUACAGUGAAAGAGCCGCCGCCGCCGUGGCCAAGACCAUAGCGGAGGUGGUGCGUAUGUGUCACGCUAAUGGAGUUAUGCAUCGAGACUUGAAGCCUGAGAAUUUCUUGUUUGCUAAUAAGAAAGAGAACUCUAUGCUUAAAGCUAUUGAUUUUGGCUUGUCUGUAUUUUUCAAGCCUGGUGAGAGAUUUUCUGAGAUUGUGGGGAGUCCAUACUACAUGGCACCUGAGGUUUUGAAGAGGAAUUAUGGACCAGAGGUUGAUAUUUGGAGUGCUGGGGUUAUCCUUUACAUUUUGAUAUGUGGGGUUCCUCCAUUCUGGGCUGAAACUGAACAAGGGGUUGCUCUUGCGAUUUUGAGGGGAGUGAUUGAUUUCAAGAGAGAACCGUGGCCUCAAGUUUCUGAAAGUGCGAAAAUUCUAGUUAGGCAGAUGCUCGAACCAGACCCCAAAAAGCGGUUAACUGCCCAACAAGUACUAGACCACCCUUGGAUUCAAAAUGCUAAGAAAGCUCCAAAUGCUCCUUUGGGUGAUGUAGUCAGGACACGUCUGAAGCAGUUUUCUCUUAUGAAUAAAUUCAAAAAGAAAGCACUGCGGGUAAUUGCAGAAUACUUAACCAUUGAUGAGGUAGAAGUAAUCAGAGAAAUGUUCACGAUGGUGGACACGGAUGGUGAUGGGAAAGUAACGUAUGAAGAACUAAAAGCUGGACUCCGGAAAGUUGGGUCCCAGUUGGCAGAGCCCGAGAUAAAGUUACUGAUGGAUGUGGCUGAUGUUGACGGUAAUGGUCUCCUGGACUAUGGGGAGUUUGUAGCAGUUAUAAUCCACCUACAGAGAAUGGAGAAUGACGAGCAUUUCCACAGAGCGUUCUUGUUUUUUGACAAAGAUGGAAACGGGUACAUUGAUCUUGAUGAGCUAAGAGUAGCUUUGGCUGAUGAAUCGGGUGAAUGUGACAUCAGUGUACUGAAUGAGAUUAUGCGAGAAGUUGAUUCAGAUAAGGACGGUCAAAUUAGUUACGAGGAGUUUGUUGCAAUGAUGAAAACGGGAACUGACUGGAGAAAGGCAUCUCGGCAAUACUCGAGAGAAAGGUUCAAGAGCCUCAGCCUUAAUCUGAUGAAGGAUGGAUCUGUGCAGCUUCAAGAUGGGCUAACCGGCGAAACUGUUGUGGUUUGAGUUGAACACCUUUCAUGGCUUGCAUCCAUUUUGGAUAAUUUUACCUGACAACUUUGGUGACUACAUCUCCAAAAACUAGCAUUCAUGCAUAUAAUUAUUGGAUUUGUGCUUGGAAUUUUGGGAUUGUUUUGGAAGAUAACAUAUAUAGGUUAGUUUUUGUAGUCAUAGGUAGGAGGUUGUGGUCAGAUUGUAUGUUUUUUUUUUCUUUUAUGUUUAGGGUUGUAUGUAUGUAUAUGCACAUUUCUAAAUCCACAAAGCCACCAAUAUACUGAAAAAUAUCAAUUAUGUAAAUUUUUAUAUUUUCUUUCUUCUUUGUUUUCCCCUUCUGAUUUAUGUAACUGUGAUAUGAAAUUCUAUUGAAUUGUUUUGACA